Molecule: messenger RNA, 2365 nt
Organism: Phycodurus eques (leafy seadragon)
Lineage: Eukaryota; Metazoa; Chordata; Actinopteri; Syngnathiformes; Syngnathidae
Gene: det1
Product: DET1 partner of COP1 E3 ubiquitin ligase
Exons: 11
Coding region: 315-1970 (551 amino acids)
Biological process (GO): positive regulation of proteasomal ubiquitin-dependent protein catabolic process; protein ubiquitination
Cellular component (GO): nucleus; cullin-RING ubiquitin ligase complex
Molecular function (GO): ubiquitin protein ligase binding; ubiquitin-like ligase-substrate adaptor activity
Source: RefSeq, a predicted model, not a curated record
AAAAAGAUGCCAGCAGCGCGAAGUGUGUCAAACUGGUAGCUUUUCACAUGAAUCAGCACCCAAGAAGUAGCUCUCAGUUUCAAAAAGGUUGCUGGUUCUUACUGGUCAAAAUACCCAUGCUGUCACGAGACAAUGCAACAGCAGCCACUUGGCAGGUGGCCACAGGCAAGUUGUGGCCAGCGUGCCGCUGAAUCAUAUGGCAUUAUCGGUUCUAAACGAAGAGGUAGCUGGGCAGUGAUGUAGUUGUUUAACGUCUCUUGCUCUCCACACCAUCCACCUAAUAAGCAGAGCUUGGGAGUCAAUACUCUAAAGUGAUGGAUGAAGACACAGCCACCCUUAAACCGAGACGGAUCCAGAAUCAAAAUGUGGUCCAUCGUCUUGAGAGGCGUAGGAUCUGUUCGGGCCGGCCAGGAGCUCACUGGUAUCGAGUACGCUGCUUGCACCAGAACCUGUUUCCCAACUUUACAGUGGUCAAUGUGGAGAAGCCUCCUUGCUUCCUAAGGAAGUUUUCACCUGAUGGACGCUGCUUUAUCGCCUUCUCAUCUGACCAGACAUCUCUAGAGAUCUAUGAAUACCAAGGUUGCCAAGCUGCCCAGGACCUGCUGAGAGGCCAGGAGGGUGAGACCCUUCUAACAGCCAAUGACCAACGCUCCCUCAACAUCCGGGGCCGUCUAUUUGAACGUUUUUUCUCCUUGCUCCACGUCACUAAUGUGGCGUCAAAUGGAGAACACCUCAACCGGGAAUGUAGCCUCUUCACCGACGACUGCCGCUAUGUUAUCGUUGGCUCAGCUGUGUACGUCCCGGAGGAGCCACAACCAUACUUCUUUGAGGUAUAUCGCAACAACGAAUCUGUGACUCCUAAUCCUCGGUCCCCUUUAGAGGACUACUCCCUCCACAUCAUUGACCUCCAUACAGGCAGACUGUGUGACACCAGGUCCUUUAAAUUUGACAAAAUCAUCUUGUCCCACAACCAGGGCCUCUACCUCUACAGAAACAUCCUGGCUGUGCUGUCAGUCCAGCAGCAGACCAUACAUGUCUUUCAGGUGACUCCAGAGGGAACGUUUCUGGAUGUCAGGACCAUAGGGCGGUUCUGUUAUGAGGAUGAUCUGCUGACUCUUUCGGCUGUCUGCACAGAGGCUCAGGCUGAGACCCAGUCAGGCUUUCCACGUCUCUACACGGACAAAACUAUCAACUCUCUUAAGCACAGGUUGCUGGUUUACCUGUGGAGAAAGGCUGAACAGGACGGCAGUGCUACUGCCAAGAGGAGGUUUUUCCAGUUUUUUGAUCAGCUGAGGAGACUAAGGAUGUGGAAAAUGCAGCUGCUGGAUGAGCAUCAUCUCUUUAUUAAAUACACUAGUGAAGACGUGGUUACACUCAGGGUCACAGACCCCUCACAGCCAUCUUUCUUUGUUGUGUACAACAUGGUGUCAACAAAGGUGCUGGCCGUCUUUGAGAACACCUCCGAUCAGCUGCUGGAGCUGUUUGAGAAUUUCUGCGACCUGUUCAGAAACGCCACACUGCACAGCCAGGCUGUCCAGUUCCCCUGUUCCGCUUCCUCCAAUAACUAUGCUCGGCAAGUCCAAAGAAGAUUCAAAGACACCAUCGUGAAUGCCAAAUACGGCGGCCAUACUGAAGCGGUGCGCCGGCUGCUCGGUCAGCUGCCCAUUAGCGCGCAGUCCUACAGCAGUAGCCCUUAUCUAGACCUGUCACUCUUCAGCUACGAUGACAAGUGGGUGUCUGUCAUGGAGAGGCCCAAGACCUGCGGAGACCACCCAAUCAGGUUCUAUGCACGUGACUCUGGCCUACUGAAGUUCAAGAUCCAGGCGGGCCUGCUUGGACGGCCGUUCAAUCACGCUGUACGGCGCUUGGUCGCUUUCACCUUUCACCCUUUUGAACCCUUUGCCAUUUCCGUCCAGCGCACAAAUGCUGAAUAUGUGGUCAACUUCCACAUGAGACACGUUUAUGCAUGAGGAGCUUGUGUUCAAAAAGGGGGGUACUCUUCCUGAUGGGAACAACCAUCAGUGUCCACGCCACUUCUGCUCACUGUGUGUGAGGCUGGUUAUUGGCCUUUUUCUGUUGUUUCAGCUCAACUUUGCCUCCCCUUCCCUUUUCUCACAGCCAAGAGAGACUUCUCGGAAGAGAAGUUACACUAUAUGUUGAUGGAGUUGUGCAGAGAAUACUUGGAAGCAGUAGUUAGCUGGGCUUCCAAGGAGGAAACCAGGGGUUGUUUUCUAAGAACUGUACAUCCAAUUGCAGCACAACUGCCUGUCAUUUCCUAAUGUGGGGAAAAGAUAUUUUAACUGUUGUUUUUACUUGGUCUGUUUUUACAUAUACAUAGUAUUAAUUUGUAUAUAUUUUAUACUAA